Messenger RNA from Gallus gallus (chicken), 9822 nucleotides. RefSeq lists its product as uncharacterized. NCBI's taxonomy places the organism in Eukaryota, Metazoa, Chordata, Aves, Galliformes, Phasianidae. The record is from RefSeq and is a predicted model, not a curated record. Bases 1265 to 2419 code for a protein of 384 amino acids. The transcript is spliced from 8 exons. Gene Ontology annotation, molecular function: DNA binding.
UGGCCACAGGACCAAGGCCCACCGCAAGCUGAGGAUCAUCUCCUGUUGGGAGUCAUCAGCGUGACAGUGAUGGUGAUAGCCUUGCCCAGACCCAAUGCACUAAGGAUGAUUUCCAACGCUGAUUAUGGCCUUUUUGCUGCUGGAUCAACCACAAAAUCCCUCCCAGGGGCAGAGUUGUGCCACGGCCUCAUCCCUCCGAGGAUGUGGGGGAUGUUAGCAGAAACGGGGUGUGACCUACAAAGCUCAGCUCCGAGAUGGAAGGACUUGGUGAUGUCUUCAGAUGUCCGAGGUCUUUAACUGCUGUCACAGCGGGUUGGGGGUGAUGGGGAAGCCCCCGUGUGUCACCCUGAGGCUCAGGGCUGGCUGUCCUAUAGAGCACAGCGUCCCCAAGGCAGAAGAUUGCUUUGCUCACGGGCAUCUCAGCAACACGAUGCCGAAGCAGCCAAUGUGCCUCUUAACCAGGGAGACCUGUGGAGGCAGGGGAGAAGGAAAGGCUCAAUCAGUCCGAAAGAUGCUUUGUGAAAGGGAGAAAAAACUUGCUGCCAGGCUUCCUUUGGAGAGCAAUUCCACUCUACCUUUUUCUCUCUUUCUCUUUUGGUGCCAUGCUAUUCCUCCGCGGCCAGAAGGCUGCAGGCAUUUCAGAUCUCUUCUUCAAGUCCUUGUUUCAUUAAAAAAAAAAAAAAAAGAAAAAAGAAAAAAAAAAGGGAAAAGAAAAACAAAAGGCCUGCAGAAUGUUUUCUUCUAAGGCUCAGCAAAUGGGAAGUGCACAAUGCAGCUGUCUCUAAGCCUCUCUUCUACUGUCUCGGGGAGAAAGGAAUUCGCCAAGCCCUACAGCCUGACUCACUCGCUGUGUGAGCAUGAAUUAACCAGGAAUGUUCGAGAAUUAUUCCUGAAUAAUUCAUGAACCUGAAUUAAUCAUGCAUUUUCAUGAAUUAUUCAUGAAUAACUCAUGGAAAUGCAAGGUUUAUUCAUGCUCCAAAAAACCCAAGGCUUUUUCUCUUCUCUUCUGCAUUCUCUCCCUUGGGGACAGCAGGUGGGAGCUUCCUAAGCCAGACAAAGGAGACCUGACAAGAAACUGUGCUGAAGGGACAAGCCCAAGGCAAAGGAAUGUCCGGUCACCUCCUCCCCUGGAGCAGGCAGCUGAGAUCUGCAUAGACAGGAGACAUUUUGCAAGACUCAACACCUGGAGCAGUGCUAACCAGGGCUCACUGCCUCGGGUAGAACUCCAUUUGCUGAGCUUUCCUGCUCCAGGUGGGCAGCCCUGAUGUCGGCCAAGCUCUACGUGCUCAUCAGCUGGCCUGAUGGCAGCCGUGUCAUCAGCAUGGAGAACAUCAAGGAGCCCCGCAAGCCCUUCCAUCUCUACGUUGUGGGUGAACAGGUGCUGGCCCGCUGCCCUGGCUUCAGUGGGCUCUACUGGGGGAUUGUGGAAGGCAUAAGUGAGCAUAAAGAUGCUUUGGAGAAGAAGCUGCUGGAAGAUAGACAACUCCUGGAGAAGUUAAAAGACGAACCAGCUGUCCACAGCAUGAUGCCACCCCAGCCAAAAAAAUCCAGGAAAACCUUCCCAAAAUGGACCCCGGUGAAUGCAUGCAGGAAAUACCACACUGACAGGACUUACUCUGGGAAGCCACUGCUGCAGGCAGCUGAGCCCAUCCUGCCCUGCGGUGCUGGCAGCCCCUCCAUCACCAAGGAGAGAUGUACCCUGAGGCCACCCCAUCCCACCAGCACCUUCACCCCCACAGCCACUUUUGUCAGCCUGGCUGUGCCGGGGACUUCCCAGGGUGAGGAGGACAGAGCUGGCACCACUACCAAAGAUUACGUUGCCCUGGCAAUGAAGAGGAAGUCAGAUGGCAUCUUGUCCCAAUGCCAGCAACACAUCUGUCUGAACAGCUGUGAAGAUGGACAGCUGGACACUUUGCAGGACACGGGUGGUUUUGAGAGAGUUCAGAAAAGAUCUGCUCCCAGUGAAACGGAAAGGGAGAAGAUAGAGCAGCUGGAAAGGAUGGUCUUGGACCUCCAACAGGACGUCCUCUCUCUGAAGAAGAAGGUACAGAGGCUGGAAUCCCUGUCCUUCCAGGAGGAGCCCCACCGGCAGCCCUGCGAGGUGGUGGAGCUCUUCAAUGGCUACACCAAGGAACAGCUCCGAGAAGCAAUCCGCUUUGACCAGAAGAUCAGCACUGCCUGCAAGACGCUGCUCUACAAGCUCUUCACGUCCGACUACAUCCAGAGCCACUCCAUCACGGGGCGCAGAGGCAACACUUUCCGAGAGGCAAAGCCCAUGAUGGAUGAGCGCUGCAUCAAAAUCAUCAGGGUGCUGCUGAAACAGAAGUUUGGGGACCACCUCAGCGACACGGUGAUCACAGAGAAGAUACAAAACGUGCAGAAAGCUCUGAGGCAGAAGUUUAAGACAGAAUGUCUCUGACAUGGGGGUGGUUUGGUGUCUCUGGUCCUACCCUUCUCAUCAGUGCACCUGAGCGUCCCUCCCAAAAAUAUCGUGUCUGCAUUGCUGCUGCUUGGCUGAUUCCUCCUGAGGCACUGAAGAGGACACAGAUCUUUCACAAAUGUCUACCUGCAUUAAUCAGAGGGAAGUUUGCUCAGCUUGGCUCCAGGUUUGCACAUCUGCCAGCACUUUACCAGUUCCUUCCACUACAGUCUGUGUGCCAAGCUCAACUUAUGGCUGGGUGUUGACCCCUGGGUCUUUUUGAUGAACACGCUCAAAAGAUGGAGAUUUCCCAUUGGAUCCAAGUGUGGGUUGGUGAGCCAACCUUGCAGUGGUCAGGGAGGGAGAUUGGUGGUGGGGCAGGAGCUGCAGCCCCAACAAAGCAGCAGCUCCAUUUGCACAGGGACUUGGGAGCACCCAAUGUGACUUCUUGCAUAGCACAGCAGUCCCCUCAUCCUGUGGACAGCACCUACUCUCUUUUUGAAUGCAUACUGCAGCUUCUCAUGGUAACAGAAGGGCAGGCUCAUUAACACCAUGCCAUAAAACCUUCAGAGAAGGAUUACUUCACUUUUUUCCCCCCUCUGUUUUAAUGUGGCUGUCUGGAAGAAGUGUUUGCACUAAUGAAGCCUGCUGAACAAGAGAAUGUCUCCUAUGGAAGUUACACUGCAUUGAUUUUCCUUUUAAAACUAGAUUAUUUCCAUGGAGAAAUCCUGCAUGUUUCUGUGAAUGGGGGCAAGCAAUGGGGGCAAAAAGUGGCCAACUGCAGGUACACCUUUCCUUCAAAGAUCAGACACAUUGUGAUGCAGCCAUUAUAAUUUAAGUACAAUGUUUGUAGCCUAACUAAGAAAUGCCAGGUAGAAUCAGCUACUUUCAUUAGAUGUGUUUAACAGUCAUGCUGCAUUGCUGGAGUCAGUAACUGAUGAUAUUCCUUCUGUUUCUUCUUCCUCUCAACCAUGUGAAGGUGGUGGGUGGUUUCUUGUUAGCAUGGACCUUGAUGUGAGCAGCAGCUGAACCCAAUCACCUGUGAGUGCUGCACCUGGAGCCAUGCUUACCUCUGGUUUAUAAUGAGCAAAAUUGCCCCAAACAGCCCUUAAAAUGUGGCUGCCAUUCCAUCAGUGCGUUACUGAGGACCUCAGGUUGGCCUUACUGCCCAGGUGAGCACCCCAGGAGAUGCUUUGAGUGUUGGCUUACCAAAGGGAGGAUCAAGGAGGCACAGGUAGCCUGAUUUUGAUGCACUUUGGCACCAGCCCAUGGGGCUCUGUGCAUCUCCAGUUUUCAGCUUCCCCAGCAGCAGGAUGCAGUGGUGAGGAUGCUUCCUCCAACCUGCUGAGCCCUGGGUGCACCUUCUGCCUUCAUCCAACCUCCUGGUGCUUUGCCACAUCCUUUGCCAAGCUGCAGCCUGGAAAGCCAGCUCACUAAUGUUAUUUAGUAAAAUAUUAAAACCCUGUGUUGCUUUCCUCCUCGCCGAGAUGCCAAUCAUUAGCAUGAAAGGAGGUAGAAAGCAAACUGCAGGGACAGACUGUGCAGGUAUGAUGGCUCCUGAAACAAGAUGUCUCUAAUUAGCUCCUCUGGAAGCAGCUGAACCUGGGAACCUUUCUGUCAAGAACCCCAGAAACCCCCCAAAAUCAGGGCUGGGGGGGAAUGGGCUGCUGGCUGCUGCCCGACUCCAUGUGCAGCAGCCUCGGCACUAAUGAGACCAUGUUCAAAUGGGCCCUUCCAGGCAAUAAACUUUGGCCUCAGGCACUGCUGAAGGCUUUGAUAUGGCAGGGAGGGCUGAAGAAAGGCAACGCAGGUGGCUUUUCAUUAAACUUCAUUUGUGAGGUAUUUGUGGAGGGGAGACAGCGGCUGCAGGCUAAUUGGGAGCACUCAGACACUGACGAUCAAGCACCUCUAUGAGGAAGCCAGUGCUCUCCUCCCCUGAGCUCCAGCUCGGGCUAAUCAGCCUCAGGAGGGGAGAUCACAGCACAGGGAUGGGGCUUCCCCUCGGGGAUGAAGGGUCAGGGAAGAUGGAGGAGGAGGAGGGUUUGUGCCAGAGCCACUUCACCUGGGGAUAUUCAAAGCCUGCAUCCCUCUCUAAGUGAUGGAGAGCAGCUUGACUGCACUGCAUUAACCUUUCACUUUAAAGGAAUUACUGGGAGAAGCAGGACAGGUCUUUCUGCUGAGAUGAAUCAGGUGAGGACAUAACACCUUGUUAAAAGCAAUGCUCCCGUUCAGUUUCUGGGCACUCUGGGUACUGGAGGACAUGGGCAGUGAAAGCUGGGCUCAAACACAGGCUGAGCUUCAAGUUGAGAGCAGCCUGAGGAGGUGCUGCCAAUGGGAGCUUACAUGGGGAAAAAAAUACAAGCUGCCAAGAGAAGAGGGAAAUUCUCUGGUGCUCAACCCUAUUUAGUUCAGUUUUAUCUCCUUGGCUCUGCCAGGGGGGUUCCAGCGUCCAGCACAGGCAGGCUUUAAUUUCCCAUUUCUUGGCUCGUAAGAAACACACACCGCUAAGUCUGAAUAUCCAUGCUGUGUGAAUCCCCUUGGAAGUGUAGCACAGUUUAAUGAAAUCACACAAACUGUGAGCUUUGGUUAAAGGAAUGAUGUUAAAAUGUAACGGAAUCUUUUCUGGUGUUUUAAUCAAGCCUUACAAAAGCUGGCUGCCUUUGCAAGAGUCCCGGGCAGCUGCCACCAGCUCCAGGAGGCGCCCUGAGCUUGCUCCAAGCAGAAUUAGUGAUGGAAGAGCUUUGUGCUUAGUCGUUCCAGAUGCUCUACCAGCCAACCCAAGGAACUGGGAUGCAAGCUAGAGAGAGCUCAGCUGCAUGGCCGUGGAAUGCUGAGAUGCCAAGCCGUGCUCUCUCACUCUCAAAGCUCUCGUGUCCUUGUGGCAUUCAGCACACAGAGAGCAUCUCGACAAGUGGGUUUUGCUUGUUCUGUUCUGGUAUGUCUUUAUCUUAUUUGGCUUUUAAAACGUGGUGAAAGACAGAGAAUGCACCUGGAGACGUUGCCCCACAUCCACACAGAUGUAUUGCAUUAAUGCUUUUGAUUUUUUUUUUAAUUUUUUUUUUACAGCAGUCACUUUUCAUCAUCAUUUUCCAUUUUUCUUGAAAGGAUAACUGCAUAUUUUUGGAGAGCAUGGCCACAUACCUGGUAGGUGUGCAAAUACAUCGGAUUUUAUCUCUUUCAUCUCUCUGCUUCAGUUACGUACUCAUUACACAUGAUUUUUACCAGUAUUUCUCUGUACAUGAUUACAUUAUUCAGCCUCAUAUCUUUCUAUCUCCAGAAUCUAUUCAGAGUCAAAUGGAACUGAGGAGAUCGUUAUUAAAACACAGAAAGCGCAGGAAUAAAAUUAACCGUAGCACCAGUUCUCUGUGUGCUGAAUACACCGAGGAAAUAAAAGGGCCUUCCACUUCUAAUAAAAUCUGGAUAUGAAUUGCCUUGUAAGAGCCUAAAUGAAUUAUGUUCAGAGGCCAAAAAGAGAGAAAAGAGGCAGCUUGGUGCCCUCCAACUGUGGGCUGUCUGCUUGCAUUGCCUUGGUGUGCAGCAUGCCAUAGAAGCUCCAAAACCAGGUGGCAUAUUCUGCUUAGAGUCAGCUUUGAGAUUGCCUGAACGGUUGGGCCAUACAUCCACCUGCAGCUGGAGGACAUCCUGGUGACAUAUGGAUUCCAUGGAGGUUGCUGGCCCUCUGCCUGCCUCCUCCUGCAGGCUCAGCCUUUGAUUCAUCCUUGCCCAGGUGCCUCAGUGGAGGGGGAAGGACAGAGGUUUGAUGGCUUCUCAACCCAAUGCUUACCCCAUUCUAAUCCUCCCAGCGAGGAUUUGGGGCAUAGAUACAGCUUCUCAGCUUCCUUCCCUGAGCACAGGAAGACAAGGGUUGGUGGGACCAUGCUCCAGCAUCCCCUUGCCAACGGCACGUGCCUGUUGUCCCACAGCAUCGCACUCCUCCAGCCACAUCAUGCAAUUUGGAGGCACGUUCUCUCUUAAUGGUACGUCUUAUUGGGUGAGUUGGGUUUUUUGUUUUUUUGGUUUUUUUUUUUUUUUACUUGGCAAAUGGAGUUAGGUGGAGCAAUGGGAGCUGUGUGCCUAACUCAGCAAGGGAGAAAUUAGCACCCUGCAAGGCCGACGACUGCAUGGUGCUUAUUGAUUGCUUCUCAUAGAUACAAGAAGCAGAGCCCAGUGUUGGGCAUGUGAGGGAUGAGGAAGCUGCAGAACCAAUGUAUUCCUGCUCAUGAAUAAUCGUUAAACUCUUAUGAUCCAAAGGAGAUGGGAGGUUAUUAUUAUUUUUAUUAAUUCUAGUAGCACCGUGUCCAGAGACACAGAAGGUGGCGAUGAAUGACAGUUUGUGGAUUCUGAUGGUUUGCCCAUUUUUCUCAGGAAUUUGCAGCAGGCUCAGAUCUGGUCCCAUGCUCGUUAGGAGAACACUGUGUGGAGAAGAAACAUUCAAUAGUGAAUGUUUGUGUCUGAUUCUGCAGAGGGAGAAUGGUGCACCGAUGGCUCAGGAGCAACAUGGAGCCUUUUUUCAUCUCCUCUGUGCUUUCCUGGCCCGGUGCAAAGUUGGAUGAAGUCAAUGUUAACAUCAUUAAAUAUCUUCAGUUUAACUGAAUUUGUCUGGACCAAGGGAGCAAUUCAAAGCUCUAUCUACCCACCAUUCUCUGUGAGAAAUAACCUGCUAACCCUGCCUGUCCCUGCAAAACUGCAUCAUAGAUCUGCAGUAAUCUUUGGUGACAAAUGGUCUGAAAAGUAGAAAAGGAAGAAGCCCAUGAUUUUUUUUUGUGAGCAGAUGAGCUGUCUGGAUUAGGAAGGACAACAGAGGCACUUCCAGCUGCAUGGUCGUUGUCCUGGUGUUUCUUAUUAAAAUUAACUGCCUAAAAAUUGCAGUUACCAUCAACUAGCUACAAGAUGUUUUAUUGUGUUCUGUGGUCCCUGGAGCUUACAUACCCGAAGCUUGCAACCUGGUGAUUAGGAAUAUCGUUUGGAAAAAAAACACAGUUUAACCAAUACGGUGCAGUGCCAGCUUCAACGAGCUCUGCCUUUAUGAAUAAUGAGGUGGACAAAUGGGUGCUUCCCCAGGUGGCAGACUGAAACACAACCGAGCACAGAAAUUGCUUUUUCAUUUUUGUGGCUGAAAACGGGAAGGAUGUUUUUGGAAAGUCACCCAACUGCCAUCUCUUCCCAUCCCCUCCAUGAGAUGCCAUUGCAAGGUUGGGUUUUCACUGCAGAAGCCAGCGUCAGUUUUGCUCGGUAACUCCAGCCUGCAGAAGUUCAGAUACAAGACAAUCAGUUUAUCAGCAAUGAGUGGGAUUCAAUUUUCAGUCCCUAGAUUUCAACAAACCAUUGGAAAAAUACAGCUGUGAUUUUUCCCACAAACAGAAACUGGACGGGCUGCUGAGAGCUCUCAUGUGGUUUGCUCACUUUACAGUGUUGUGUGCAGAAAGUGAAUUGGCCAAACUCUGCUUCAAAUGUGCAUUUCUGGCAUGACAAGGAAGCAAGUAACUCUCCUCAGCUUGGAAUAUCCUCCCCCAGACCAUCGUGUUUAUUUGCUUUACACAAAGGCAAGACUUUCUCUGGCUCACAUGCGGAUUUGCCAUGUGUACUUCUCAUUGAGCAAUCCACCAUGGCAGAAGAAUCAAAGAGGUUUCAGCUCUUUCCCCUACCCUUGCCUUCCCUGUCUGACAGUGUUAAUGAGUGAUAAUGCCUCAUGAUUUUUUUUCACUGGCUAUUGCUGCUGAAAAUUGCUUUGGUGCACUGGGACUCUUAUUCGCUGGGUAUAACAAGAGCGUUCUGCAAAGCAGAGGGAUAAGGACUGAGGAAGUGUUGUAUUUAGAAAUCCUUUGUUGGUCUGACCUUUAUCCUGUCUCAGAAUCAACUUUUAAAGAGUGAUUCCUAUCCCACCUCACCAGGCGUUAUGGAGGAGCAGCAUCUCUCUCCCUUGCACAGAGAUAACUCACACAUCCAAAAGGUAACGAUGCCCACUCCAAUGGCAGAGACUUUGGGCACAGGACCACUGCCAUUUGGGGCUCUUUAUGAACGAUGAAUCUUAGAUUUGUAUAAUAAAAGGCUGGAGAGCUGCUACGUGGGUGGAAAGAGUGGGACCCCAUUCCUACACCUUCCUCACUGCCUGUGUCUGUGUACCGGAGGGCUCAGUGAGAUUUGAGAAAAUGAUAUUUCUUUUGAAGUGGUGGUAGCUGAAGCAUGAAUACAGUCACAAGGAAUGGGGAAGUUUUUCUCAUGUACUGAACCAUUUGUUUGCAAUGAAUCUGCAGCAGAGCAAACCCCAGCGGGUCCCCAAGGCUGGAGCAGAGGAGAUGCUUUGUGUGCUGUGUUGUUCUCCCUAAAAUGUGCAUCGUGGUUCACUGCAUUGACUCCAAGCCCCCUUGGCUUUCACCGCCCCAUGGGGACUGGGAAGAGGACUGGAUGCAUGCUGGGGCCAAAUUCAGCCCCAUAAGGGCUGUAUGCAGCUGCUGUCCCAUCAGCAUCACCAAAGCAGUGAGAAGUUGCACUACUGAGUACACUGAGAAAAUGUAUUUGGCUUCUUCUGUCCUUCAGCAUUUCCUGAAGGGGAUGGACACAGGCGUCUCAUAGGGCUGCAAAGCAAUCUAGGAUAUGGUCAAGGCAUAGCUGGCCAUAUGAAAGGAAGCUUCAAGACAGCUUUAUCCCAAACUUCCACGAUGAUAGCAGUGCUGGGAGGCAGGGAGGGGUGGCACUGGGGAUUUCUGGACUCACCGUGCACCAUAUCUGAAGAGAUGGCAGCUCUGGGUAUUAAAUAGCCUUCAAGAGAACAGGAACAGCUGCAAAAUGUUUUUUUGUUGACCAGUGGUACAGCUCUGGCUGCACUGAAUCUGAAAAGUCAGCAAGUAGAUUAAACAGUACAGUUUAGCUCUGAGGGCUGAGCAUGGGGCUCACCUCAGAAAUGGGUUCUCAGAAACCGUAAUUGAAAGAAAAUGUGAUAUUUCUAAAUCUCAUAAGGCUGGGAAUCUGCCGAGAGGCACAGGCGGAGUGAUGGAGCGCACGUGCUGUGUGUGCCCAUCCUGCCUUUCUUGUCAGCGUCUCAUUCGGUGUUGCCAUAAUAAUGAGCAUCCGCUCCCAUCAAAAAAUACAAUAAGCUCAUUACUUAUCUAUUACACAUGCUUUCCUUUCCUUUGCCCGUUUUUCUGUGUGGGGAACGGUAUGUGUGUUGCUGUUGCAGGUAUGUUGUACGUGUAAAUGGAACUAUCACUGCGUAUCCCUGCUCCAGGAAAAGGGCAGGGCAACAGUGGGCGCUCCUUUUUCCUCCGUACGGAAUGGAAUAGCUCAAGGUACCAACCCUCAUUUCUCAGAAACAAUUUUACUUAUGUCUUCCCUGGACAUAAAGGCACCUGUUUUCCUCUGUUUAGAAAAAAAAGAUAAUAAUAAAAAAAGAGGAAACAAGUCCU